Molecule: messenger RNA, 634 nt
Organism: Daphnia pulicaria
Lineage: Eukaryota; Metazoa; Arthropoda; Branchiopoda; Diplostraca; Daphniidae
Product: cytochrome c-2
Exons: 3
Coding region: 178-504 (108 amino acids)
Biological process (GO): mitochondrial electron transport, cytochrome c to oxygen; mitochondrial electron transport, ubiquinol to cytochrome c
Cellular component (GO): mitochondrial intermembrane space
Molecular function (GO): heme binding; electron transfer activity
Source: RefSeq, a predicted model, not a curated record
AAGCCGAUCAUUCUAGUUUACACACGUCACGGGGAAACUCCCAAUCUCUCCGCUAGAGUGACUUCAGUUCCUCUAAAAGUAGAAUCGAUCGAAUCCGCUCACCGUUCUUUUAAGUGAGCCCACUCUACGAGAUCUCGUCGUUUCGCAGUUUACUUCGUCUCAACCUAUCUAACUGAAAUGGGUAUCCCAGCUGGUGAUGUUGAGAAAGGAAAGAAGCUGUUUGUUCAGAGGUGUGCUCAGUGCCACACUGUUGAAGCUGGUGGCAAGCACAAGACUGGGCCCAACCUGAACGGUCUUUUUGGUCGCAAGACUGGCCAGGCUGCUGGAUAUGUUUACACAGAUGCUAACAAAUCCAAAGGAAUUACCUGGAAUCAUGAUACACUUUUUGAAUACUUGCUUGACCCAAAGAAAUACAUCCCAGGCACCAAGAUGGUGUUUGCUGGUUUGAAGAAACCCAAUGAGCGGGCUGACCUCAUUGCCUACCUAGAGGACGCCACCAAGUAAUCAUUCAAAGAAAUUCUUUCAUAGGCAACAAUUCAUAGUUCCAUAAAUCGACCUGCAUUCAGUGUAACAAUGUUUUAUAUGAUACAGUGAAUGAAUGUUAGUAAUACAGUGCUAAAAAAAUUUUCUUGAA